AUGGAGGUUGCAAGCACACUGCUCGAGGUUGCGCGAAAGACACCACUCUCGAUCUUCGCCUUGGGAACAAUCUUAUCGCCGGUGUUUCUGAUUGCGUGCUUGGCUGUUUAUCGUCUCUUCUUCCACCCACUAUCGAAGAUCCCAGGCCCACUGUCGCAGAAGCUUUCUGGAUUUCCUCGAAUAUGGCAUUGCAGGCAGGGAGAUCGUUUCCUUCGCGAGAUGGAAACACAUGACCGAUAUGGCAGUGUGAUUCGAAUCGCACCCAAUGCGCUCUGCUUCAACACUCUGUCAGCCCUGCAGACAAUCUACACGAAAGACAGCAAUGUCUUCAAAGGCGACGAGUUCUACGGUCUGCUGGAUGGCGGUGCAGAAGGUGGACGCAGCAUCAUGAUGGAGGCGGACAACACAGCCCACGCAGCAAGACGCAGGGUACUGGAUAAGGCUCUUCCACCAAGAGACCAGGCAUUCCGUGACUUGAACGCCCUGUCGAAGUCAUUCGCCUACGCUGUAUUUCAGGAAGGUAGCGCAGACGACAAAGGCUGGUCCAAACCCAUCGACGUGGCACCAGUCUCUGCCUGGUUCAGCUUCGACUUGAUCGGUACAAUCGCCUUCGGCAGUCCGCUCGAUAUGCUCCACGAGAAGGAGUAUCGCUGGGUGCCUAAAUGCCUUCAGAGCGCCAGCAUCUUCUUGUUCUGGGGCGGAUAUUCACCGUUCCUCAGCUUCUGGCAGUGGGUACUGGGGACGAGAAUUCCUUCCAUCUUGCGACUUCAGACUCUUCAGAAUGCGCAGAGAUACGCGGACUUUGCAGAUUGGAUGUUCCACAGGCGUGCGGAGAAAUUGAAUACGGGAGAUGAUCUGGAAUCGAAGAGGGCUGACAUCUUCCAGGGGCUGUUGCGCAGUAAAUUGUACAACGAUCUGGAGAUGAGGGCGGACAGCUCCUUAUUGAUUGCCGCUGGGAGCGACGCAAUCCGCCUGACCAUUGCCGCAACGAUUUUCUACUGGCUCAAGAAUCCUGAUACUUUCGAAAAGGCAGCUGAAGAGAUUCGCGGAAGCGUGGCAUCGCCAGACGAAGUGUCAGAGUCCGUGCUGGCCUCCCUGAAGUACCUACGAGCCUGUAUCGACGAGACCAUGCGGCUUUCUCCCGCAAAACCCAGUAGCUUGCCCCGAGAAGUCAUGGAAGGCGGCAUCGUCGUUGAUGGCAUCUACGUGCCAAAAGGAGCCACUGUUGGCGUUUCAGUCUACGCUUUGCAUCACGACCCAGACAUCUAUCCCGAGCCGUACAGCUACGAUCCGGAAAGAUGGCUCAAGCAAUCGCAGGACCGACGCAUGCAAGCAACAUUCUGCCCAUUUCUGAAGGGACCCCGAGCUUGUCCAGGAAAGACCAUGGCGUACUUUGCGAUGCAGUUGGCGUUAUUCCAUCUUGUGUACGGAGCGCCGCAGGGUGGUGUCACAGCGGAUGGGAGAACCAGUCGCCAUCGACUUCGCCACCGUGAAGGCGAGUAUCAGUUCAAUGACUGGAUUCUGGGUUAUGCAGAUGGUCCGGAGGUUCAGUUCAAAGCGAGGGAGUGA
Zasmidium cellare ATCC 36951 is the source of this 1569-nucleotide messenger RNA. RefSeq lists its product as uncharacterized. NCBI's taxonomy places the organism in Eukaryota, Fungi, Ascomycota, Dothideomycetes, Mycosphaerellales, Mycosphaerellaceae. The record is from RefSeq and is a predicted model, not a curated record. Gene Ontology annotation, molecular function: oxidoreductase activity, acting on paired donors, with incorporation or reduction of molecular oxygen; iron ion binding; monooxygenase activity. The coding region runs from base 1 to 1569 and encodes 522 amino acids. The transcript has 3 exons.